AUGCAAUUGGAGGGUGCAUUUCUUGCGAUUCUUGCUGGUCUUUCAUUUACUAAAGUCUGGGGUAAGUCUAUUCCCGAAAGUACAAAUAGUAUCAAAGGACGGGUAAAAAAGCAGAUAGGAUUUGAAAACUAUGGAGGAAUUCAUAUUAUAAGUCCUUUUGAGACUUGCGAAGGAUUGGACUAUGGAGUUCACAGCUUCGGGUGCAGUCCAAACUACGUUAUCAGUCUCCCGGACAAUUGUAUCAAUGCCAUUUGUCCCAUUGGUUUAGUUUUUGAUGGUCAAACGCAUCAGUGUGCUCCAAUGAUACAAGUGAUCGAAUGCGAGGAAGAACCGUUCCCUCCAACUCCUCUUCCAACCGCAAGCCCCACCGAAAAACUUCCAGUGGUUAAGGCAGUUUCUGAGCAUCCAAGGACUGCCCCUAUGCUGCUUCAAAAUCCUUUGAAAGGAGGUAGGAAUGCAAAUGUGGGCGGAGCGCGGACGGAGUCUACAGUACGGGAUGUUCUAGAUUCUUUUGCUCUUGUAGAUCCGGGAAGGCCAUCCAACUUCAAUGCCCGAAGCCUUCUGCAGCCAACAACGGCAACUAAGCCCCCGGAUGUUAUAGAUUAUACAAAAAGGAUGGCCACCCGACGCACUACCACUAGUACUGCCACAACUACCACCACAACAAUGCCAACUACUACGGCAGCACCUUAUACAGACAAACCGCAAACAUCAGUUGUCCACACCAGUACUAUUACAAUACAAUAUUCCAAAGAUGUACUCCAAAUGUUAGCUGUCCGAAUUGUUGAAGAAGGCUUCGUGACUCCGGUUACUCAGUUAGCCACGAGCAGUUGCCUGACUAAAACUGCUUGGGUCCUAUAA
Enterobius vermicularis (human pinworm) is the source of this 861-nucleotide messenger RNA. The record is from the annotation of a GenBank genome assembly. NCBI's taxonomy places the organism in Eukaryota, Metazoa, Nematoda, Chromadorea, Rhabditida, Oxyuridae.